Messenger RNA from Papaver somniferum (opium poppy), 1233 nucleotides. Its product is annotated as nucleolar protein dao-5-like. The record is from RefSeq and is a predicted model, not a curated record. NCBI's taxonomy places the organism in Eukaryota, Viridiplantae, Streptophyta, Magnoliopsida, Ranunculales, Papaveraceae. The coding region runs from base 84 to 878 and encodes 264 amino acids. The transcript is spliced from 4 exons.
UCUAUCCUAAUCUCUCCUUGAAGACUUGCAGCAGUACUCCCGCCUUUCUGUCUACCAAGGUCCGAGAACAAACCUCUGUGAAAAUGCCGGCUGUUGAGAAGAAGAAACCCGUCAAGAAGGAAGAGGAAAUCGAUAACGAUGAGAAAAUCUCUACACUUGGGAACAAGAAGAAAAGAUUAUCUCUUGACAAUGCAAAAACUAGGGUUACUGAUAAUAAAGAUUCCACUCUAGCAAAAGUGGAACCCAAAGAUGAAAACAUCGAGGAUAAUGAAUACGUUGAAGAGACAAAAGACUCCAUCAAAAAGAGUGUAACCAAGACGACUGAGGAGAAGAGAAGGAAGAAGAGUACUGUGGUCACAGAUGAGAAGAAAAAAAAGCGUAUUGUGGUCAAAACCGAGAAGAAGGUUUAUGAUUUGCCGGGUCAGAAACGUGACCCGCCAGAGGAAAGGGAUCCUUUAAGGAUUUUUUACGAGUCUCUCUAUGAACAGAGACCAGAUAGCGAAAUGGCGAAAUUAUGGAUGAUGGAGUGUGGGUUGUUACCAGUGGAUGAGGCAAAGAAGGUUUUUGAGCAGAAACACAAAAACCAGGCGCAGAGGAAAAUAAUCAUGUCGUCACCCACAAAAGCCAUAAAAGCAGCAUCAGUGACCAAGUCCGCCAAUUCUACUGUCAAGAGAAUUACUAAUACUACCACCUCUACGAAGACUACAACUACAACAUCCUCUUCAGCGAAAAAGAAGCCUGUCCCAGAACCCAAAACCACUCCAAAGCAAUCAGCAAGCAAGAAACGGAAAGUCGAUGAUAGAUCAUCAGAUGACGAUGAUAGUGACUUUGAAACUGAAACUAUCAGCAACAGGAUGACUAAAAAGAGACUAAAAUGAGAAGCUUCUUAACCCCAUCCCUGAGUUUCAGGCUAAGUCUCUCACUCCUUUGUUUUAGUCUCGGUCUUCAGUCCUUUUAGAGUUUUUUCUUUUCUACCUAGCUUUACAAAGAAAGAUGUUAGUAGCUUUAGCAUAUUUCCACGUUAGAUGAAUGAGAUGACUUUGACAAAUCCGUCAGUAAUUGAUGAUUUGAUCCAUUUAUGCAGAAAUGGUGGGUCAUAAUUUUAAACUGUUACAGGAGGAUUUGAUAAAUUAUUGUUCAUGGAAGUUGCUUUCAGACAUUAUUUGUUGAAAUGGGUCAUUGAAAAUUUUCCAAGUUCACCCUGUUUUUUCAUGCAUUUUUCCACACAUUAUA